Psylliodes chrysocephalus is the source of this 1032-nucleotide messenger RNA. The record is from the annotation of a GenBank genome assembly. NCBI's taxonomy places the organism in Eukaryota, Metazoa, Arthropoda, Insecta, Coleoptera, Chrysomelidae.
AUGGACACAUAUUACCGUAACGGUAGCUCCAGAAGCAGAGCCUCAUCCUCGUUAAGCGACAAUGAUCCUCGAGCAAAAAUCAAAGACUGUUGCAGAAAAGUGGUGGCCUUCAUGUUUACGCAAGUUGGUUUGGGGGCUCUGGUGUUCGGCUAUACCCUAAUCGGAGCAGUGAGUUUCAUGAAUCUGGAAAAGAAAGGUAACAAUACCGAACCAGAUGAAAUCCAGUUUCACAGGAAAAAAUACAUGGUGCAGCUGUACAAGGUGGCGUUGAAAAACAACAUUUUCGACGAGAAAAACUUUUCUAUCGACACCGAUAGGGUGCUGAAAAACUACCAGGAUAAAGUCGUUGAGAUUUUUAAACAUGGUUACAGCGAAUAUUCCACGAGUGACAUAUGGACAUUUCCAGCAGCUUUGAUGUUUUCUUUGAGCGUCAUUACUAUGAUUGGUUACGGAAAUCUCGUGCCAAAGACGAAUUAUGGGAAGUUGGUCGCCGUUAUUUACGCUUUGUUUGGUAUUCCCCUGUAUAUUUUGUUCUUUUUGAACGUCGGUGAUGCUUUGGCUGGUGUUUUCAGGUGGAUAUACAAAAAGUUGUACCGAUGCUCCACCCAACCAGACGAAGAGAGCGAUCUACCGCCCAAAAGGAUCAUUGUACCAAGCAGCGCUUGCGUCUGGGUGAUGGUUCUCUACGUCUUGGCAGGCGCUGGUGCGUUCUGGGCCUGGGAGGGAUGGGAGUACUUGGACAGCGUUUAUUUCUGCGCUACCAGCCUGUGCAAAAUAGGCAUGGGCGAUUUUGUGCCUGGAAAGAAUAUUCUAUCGCCAACCGAAGGCGAUCAGACUAAACUUGUGAUCAGUUACGUGUAUAUAUUUUUCGGACUCGGUUUGGUGGCGAUGUGUUACAAUUUGAUGAGGGAAGAAAUUAGGGAGAAAGUUAAAAAUAUACAAGAAGAUUUCAAUCAGUGUUUGGAGGAUACCAGGACGAGGAUUAUUGCGUGUUGCAAUAAAAUUCGCGGAAUCGAAGAUGUGUAUUACUGA